AUGACGAGUCAACAUCACUACAUGCCAGUUAAUAGCAGCUGUAGUUCUAGAGUAGGAGAAAUUGAACAUAUAAGUCAUCUAUCAGAACACAUUGGAUCCCUCUGUUUGUCAUCAGAAUAUUCUGAUGUGACAUUAAUAGUAGAAGGGCAAAGAAUUCCUGCACAUAAAGUCAUCUUGGCUGCAAGUAGUGAUUACUUCAGGGCUCUUUUGUAUGGGGGUAUGAGAGAGUCCAGUCAAUCGGAAGUUGAACUACAAGCACCUCUGCAAGCUUUUAAAGCUCUUCUAAGAUAUGUUUACUCAGGACACAUGGGCCUUUCUUUGCUUCGUGAGGAUACAGUUCUUGAUAUGCUUGGAUUGGCACAUCAGUUCAACUUUCAGAAACUCGAGACAGCUAUAUCUGACUACCUUCGGCAAAUUCUAGCCCUACGAAAUGUGUGUGCUGUUUUGGAUGCAGCAAGAUUGUAUGGACUUGAUGCCUUGAUGGACUAUUGCUACAACUUUUUGGAUAGGAAUGCUGCUGAAGUUUUGCAGCAUGAUACAUUUCUACAGUUAUCUGUACAAGCCUUGCAAGGUCUCCUGGAGAGGGAUUCAUUUUUUGCACCUGAAGUUGACAUUUUCAAAGCUGUGUGCAACUGGUUUACGGCAAACCAGCAGUGGGUCAAGUCUGACAGUGGACUUACACAAGUUGAGAAGAUACUGAAAUGUGUUCGUUUGACUUUGAUGAGUCUGGAGGAACUCCUGACAGUGGUGCGUCCGUUUACUUUGGUGACAGCCGACAUGUUGCUGGAUGCCAUUCAAGAGAAAACUCAAACGAAAACUACUGACUUGCCUCACCGAGGUCUUUUGUUGCCCGAAGAAAACAUAGCAACUCCGAAACGGGGCGCUCGCGUGAUCACUGGUGAUAUGCGCUCCGCUCUUCUCGACGGUGACACGGAGAACUACGAUAUGGAGAGGGGGUACACGCGCCACACCAUCUCCGACGCGCCAGACAAUCCCGGGAUCAUUGUGAAGCUGGCCACAACUACUAUCAUCAACCAUGUACGAUUACUACUGUGGGACCGUGACAACAGAUCCUAUGCAUAUUUCAUCGAAGUAUCCGUUGACCAGAAAGACUGGGUGCGAGUCAUAGACCACAGCAAUUACUUUUGCCGCUCCUGGCAGAAUCUCUACUUUGAGCCGAGGGUCGUGCUGUACAUCAAAAUUGUUGGCACUAGCAACACAGUCAAUAAGGUAUUCCACGCGGUUUCGUUGGAGGCGAUGCACACGUCUCGCGUCCCGCCCUUGUGCGACGGACUCAUCAAGCCGCUGCACAAUGUAGCUACCGUUGAACUAUCGGCUGUCGUCAUCGAGGGAAUUAGUCGGUCCCGCAACGCCCUGCUGAAUGGUGAUACGGAACACUACGACUGGGAGCAGGGCUACACGUGCCACCAACUUGGCUCCGGCGCGAUCGUGGUUCAACUCGCGCAGCCGUACCUUCUGUCCUCCAUCAGGAUGUUGUUGUGGGACUGCGACUACCGCCACUACUCCUACUAUGUUGAGGUUUCCCUAAAUUAUUGGCAUUGGGACAUGGUAGCUGACCGUACACGGGACACUUGCAGAUCUUGGCAAGUGAUAUAUUUCUCACCUCGGCCCGUGUCUAUAAUUCGUGUCGUCGGGACAAAUAACUCUGUGAAUGAAGUGUUCCACCUGGUGCACCUCGAGUGUCCGGCGCAGGUGGAGCGAGAGGAUCCAGCCGCGAAGAAGCAAAAACCUGACUCGGAUAAUCGGCUUCCUGCGAUAGGUGGCAAUAAUAGCGAGAAUCGUGAAGCUCCGUCGCCUCCUGGAGACGGGAGCCCACCACCGGAGCCCACGACAUCACGAAGGACUUUAGAACCUGCCGAAACUGCCACUGAAGCAGAGGAGCGGUAUGAUGCGUUGGAUUAA
Leptosia nina is the source of this 1923-nucleotide messenger RNA. The record is from the annotation of a GenBank genome assembly. NCBI's taxonomy places the organism in Eukaryota, Metazoa, Arthropoda, Insecta, Lepidoptera, Pieridae.